GGGCCAGCCCUCGCCUCGCGGUGGGAAGGCGGGAGGGCGCGCGCCGGGGCCGCCCGCUCGCUCCCUUUGCUCGUUCGCUCGUUCCCUCCCUCCGGCCGGCGGGUUAGUAGUCAGUCAGUCAGUCCGCCUGCAGCCCGCAGGGCCAGCGAGCCGCAGAGGGCCGAGCCUCGGACGCCCGCGCCUUCUCCUGCCAUUGUUCGUCUGGCGGCUGCGGCGGCGGGCGCGAGGAGCCCGGGCCCCAGAACCACCGCAACAUCAUGACAACAGAGAAGAGUUUAGUGGCUGAGGCUGAAAAUCCACAGCACCAACCGCAGAAGGAAGAGGGUGAGGGAGCCACAAGCUCCGGUCAACAGGAAACUCAGUUGGAAGAGGCUUCUCAAGCAGCAGCUGAGGGAGAUAAUCAGUGUGAGCAGAAGCUGAAAACAUCUAAUGGAGACACUCCAACACAUGAAGACUUGACCAAGAACAAGGAGCGGACAUCAGAAAACAGGGGCCUGUCACGGCUGUUCUCCUCAUUUCUCAAAAGGCCUAAAUCUCAGGUGUCUGAGGAGGAAGGCAAAGAAGUCGAGUCAGCUAAAGAGAAAGGUGAAGGAGGCCAGAAGGAGAUAGAAUUAGGAGCCAGUCUUGAUGAAGAAAUCAUUUUAAAGGCCCCAAUUGCAGCUCCUGAACCUGAGCUCAAAACAGACCCAUCCUUGGAUCUCCAUUCAUUAAGCAGUGCAGAAACACAGCCUGCUCAGGAAGAACACAGAGAAGAUCCAGAUUUUGAGACUAAGGAAGAAGGAGGACUUGAGGAGUGCUCUAAAAUAGAAGUAAAAGAAGAAGGUCCUGAAUCAAAAGCAGAGAGAGAAUUAAAAGCUCCCCAGAAAUCCAUCAGAAGGCACGGAAGCAUGCACUGCAAGGUUUCUCUGUUGGAUGACACAGUUUACGAAUGUGUGGUGGAGAAACAUGCUAAGGGACAAGAUUUACUUAAACGAGUAUGUGAACACCUCAAUCUUUUGGAAGAAGACUACUUUGGUCUAGCCAUUUGGGAUAAUGCAACCUCAAAGACAUGGCUGGAUUCUGCCAAAGAAAUAAAAAAGCAAGUUCGUGGUGUCCCCUGGAAUUUCACAUUUAAUGUAAAGUUUUACCCACCUGACCCAGCACAGUUAACAGAAGAUAUAACAAGGUAUUACCUAUGUCUUCAGCUUCGACAGGACAUAGUUUCUGGACGUCUGCCCUGUUCCUUUGCAACCUUAGCGUUACUAGGUUCUUAUACUAUCCAGUCUGAGCUGGGAGACUAUGAUCCAGAACUCCAUGGCGCAGAUUAUGUUAGUGAUUUUAAACUGGCCCCAAAUCAGACCAAGGAACUUGAAGAGAAGGUCAUGGAACUGCAUAAGUCAUACAGGUCCAUGACUCCAGCUCAGGCUGACCUGGAAUUUCUUGAGAAUGCCAAAAAGUUGUCUAUGUAUGGUGUUGACCUUCAUAAAGCAAAGGACUUGGAGGGCGUGGAUAUCAUCCUAGGUGUCUGCUCUAGUGGCCUUCUGGUUUACAAAGAAAAGCUGAGAAUUAACCGCUUUCCUUGGCCCAAAGUGCUGAAGAUUUCUUACAAACGUAGCAGCUUUUUCAUUAAGAUUCGACCUGGAGAGCAAGAACAGUACGAAAGUACCAUCGGAUUCAAACUUCCCAGUUACCGAGCAGCUAAGAAAUUAUGGAAAGUCUGUGUAGAGCAUCACACGUUUUUCAGACUGACAUCUACAGACACCAUUCCUAAAAGCAAAUUUCUUGCCCUGGGAUCCAAAUUCCGAUACAGUGGCCGAACUCAGGCUCAGACCAGGCAAGCUAGUGCUCUGAUUGACAGGCCUGCCCCACACUUUGAGCGCACAGCAAGCAAACGGGCAUCCCGAAGCCUUGAUGGAGCAGCGGCCGUUGAGUCAGCAGACCGAAGUCCUCGGCCCACCUCUGCACCUGCCAUUGCUCCGAGUCAAGCCGCAGAAGGCGGUGUCCCAGGUGCGCCUGUCAAGAAAGCGCAGAAGGAAACAGUGCAGGUUGAAGUGAAACAGGAAGAGGCACUUUCUGAGGAUGCUGAGCCAGAGCCCACAGAAGCAUGGAAGGUGGAAAAAACCCACAUCGAGGUCACAGUACCCACCCCAAACGGUGACCAAACGCAGAAGCUUGCAGAGAAACCUGAAGAUCUGAUAAGAAUGAGGAAGAAAAAGAGAGAGAGACUAGAUGGUGAAAACAUUUAUAUCAGACAUAGCAAUUUAAUGUUGGAGGAUUUAGACAAAAGUCAAGAAGAGAUCAAAAAACAUCAUGCCAGCAUCAGUGAGCUGAAAAAGAACUUCAUGGAAUCCGUACCAGAACCACGGCCUAGUGAAUGGGAUAAACGCUUAUCCACUCACUCUCCCUUUCGAACACUUAACAUCAAUGGGCAGAUCCCUACAGGAGAAGGAGUGAAGAAAACCUCUGUCCUUCCCUCGGAAAGAAAGGUUGGUGGGCCAGAGACACAGGAACGUGCUCUGUUAGUGCAGGACGAAGAGAAAGUUAAAAGGCAAGAGAGAUCUACUGAAAGAGCCUUGCCCCAGCAAGAAAAUGAAGAAACUCUUCCCAAGGUUUCUAUUCCAAUCCCUGAGGAUCACAAGUUUCUCAAAAAGUGCCACCUCUACUCUAGUACUUUUUCAUCUCCUCGUGUUCCUUUCGUGAUGUCUUUUCUCGUGGUUCUUGCAUUGGCUGUCUGGUGGUUGGUCUUUCUGUGAUCGGAAAACAGGGGGCUCGUCUGAAAUGUCAAGACUAAAACCAUUGAACUUUGUCGUUCGCUUCUACUGUGUUACCUCCUGUGUGUUACCCUCUGAUCUUGAUAGUUCCUGUCCCAGGGGAGCGCUUGUGAUCAUGUUCUGUCAAUACAAUGUUACUCUUUAUAGAUGAUAUGUCAUGGGGUACAAAGGAGUAGCCAUGGAUUGCCAAAGCCAGUUUUCCUCACUGAAGUUUAACAAGUUUAGGCAAAUUGGAUUUAAGCAUGCAGCAGGUUGGUACUUUCCCCAGAAGCUUUAAUUCUCUUAUCCUGCAUGUUCUUACUGUUUACCGUUGCUCAGUACUCCUUUCCAGUGCUUCUCACAAAGCAGGGUAUCCUGUAGACACGUUUGAUGAAAUGUCUUCCCAAUCCUUGAUAGUUACUCGUGUGGCAUGGGCUUUGUAGUUUAAGAAAAAAUUCAACUUGCUAACCUUUCCAAAGCCUUAAAAUGGUACAUUUUAAUCUAUGAAUCCAUAACCACUCCUUUUCUUGAGAUAUCAAGUCAAUACAUACAAAAGCCUUUUUCUGAAAAGGGCUUUUGACUUUCGUGGCCUUCUUAUGUAUGUUUCUGAGGUGUACAGGGACAAACAACUUUUAUCCUGCCCAAUGUACAGAAGAGGUCUGCAAAAGUUAAAUGCAUUUUCCACAAAUGUAAUGUUGAUGGUAUAAGGAAAAUGGUGCUGGUGCCCUUUAACCUCCAGCCAGGGCUGAAUUUUCCAGACUACUCUGCCCAUCUUCAAAAGUCCUGGAAUAACAAAUUUCUUGAAGAUCUGGACAUAUGCAUACCCUUCUCUGAAUUAGAAUACUGUGUUACUUCUUUAUUGAAUUAAGUAAUUAUAUUGCUAAAAGCAAUAUUUAGCCAUUAUGAUAACGUUAAAGUGUAUAUUGAUAUAUUUUGUUUUUCUGAUAGACUUCAGACUUGUUUAUUCUUACAUGUGCGUUGAAAUUAAUUGUCUUUAAUCCAUGGUCUUGUGAGCUAAGGCUCUGUUGUGACAAGUACGUGUCUUCUGUUUGCAUGUUGAUUUUUAAGGCUUCCCUGAAGUAAAAAUGAGUGUGCUGUCUCUUUACAACCCAACUCGGAUGCCUAACCUGUUUUUCUCCCCUCAGUAUUAAUGAAAUCUUGCAUGUAGCCUGUUUUUUAUGGCACUUGAAUGUACCAAUGUGGAUGAUUUGGUUAAUGUCUCAAAUAUUGUUUUGAAAUCUGAGUUCAUAGAGUUGUCAAACUAAGAUUAUUGCACUUUACUUCUCAACACUUUGCAGCUGAUGAAACUUCUAAACAAGACUUUUUAAGGUGGUAGCUUCUUAGAGUUAAAAAAAAAAAAAAAGAGAACAGUAGAGCCAAGACUCUUUAGUCCUUCAGUACCCACCACUGUUAUUCUAUUUUUUCUGGAGACAUGUAGAAAUAAUACUAUGGCAUUUCCUGAAAACUGUGACUAGGUUAUUAUAGGCUCUCCAAAAAGAUGGGAAAGAAGUGAGAAGCAAGUUAAAAUUUAAAAUCUGGUAUAAGUGUAUAUCUUUCAUGUCACAGGCUAUGUCUGUUUAUAAGAAAUAUUUUGUAAUUAAGCAUAUUUGUUUAUACUCAUAAUAAAGAGAGAGAGACCUCGAAUCAACCUGAGAUAUUGCAGAGCUGUUCUGUAAGACAGAAAGUGAUGGUAAUAAUACUCCUCUUUAUCUGAAAUAGACAUGGGAACUUUCCUUAUGAAAUAACAAAACUAUAGUUAUCGGUUAGAUUCUUUUAAAUUUUUUUCAAGAAACAAGGAAAUAACCUUAGGAUUUUAUUGAUGCUUUUAUAACUGUUUCAGAUUAUAUUUCCAGUUUUCAUCCUUGUACAUAGCUUUUUACUCAUUAUUGUAAGCAGCACCUUGAGUUGUGUUUCCCUUUGUAUUGGAGUUGAUUUCAAGUCCAUUAAAAUUCUAGUGUAAGCCAGCAAUACUUUUCGGUUUUCUGAAGUGCAGCAGGAGUUCUCAGAUGGUCAAAGGAGAGGCCUUUUCUUCUGUUAAUAGAGUAAGAACGGUUGAGAAGAGAAGGGCCAGCCCUUUGACUAAUAAGCUGGCUGGUGCAGUCUCAAAAGGUACGCCUGUCACAGUUAUCUUAGGGAAAAUAGUUUACACUGCUGUCCAUAUGUAUAACAUAAAGCUGUAAAUAGUCUUGGUUUUCCUCUCACAUCUCAUUUCAUUCUUGAUACCAGAGACAGAUCCGAAGAACUGUGUGUUGGUUUUAGCUUGAUUCAAUCUUCUUUUUUUUUUUUCCUUCAACCUUCUUAACAACAGGUUGAUGAGUGAAAAACAAUUGGGACUAAGUAAAAAGUCUUGGGUUUUUGCCUUGGUUUUGCUAGUAGUUUAUUCCUAGGGUGACCUGAGAAGCUGACUUAACUCCUUGGUGCCCAGAGUUCCACCUAAUAAAGUAGAGACAAACCUACCUCUUGAGAAUGUUCCAGGAACCAGGAGCUCUGGUGGGCAUGGAAUGCUUGGUCUUUUGGGGACUAGAAAUUAAAAAAAAAAGCAAAGACACAUUUGCUUCCUGGAUUUUUUAAAAAUAAAAGUAAGCAAUUAGAUAGCUAUAUUUAUUUCCAUCUACUCCUUAUUGAUAUUUGAGCAAACACUUAAAACAACUAAAGUUAAGAAUUCCUCUUACUCUUAAGCAAUUCAUCUUACCUCUGUGGUAUACUUUGAGUGGACCAUACUUGAAAAUAAAUCCCGCAUCUAUAUUUUGGACCUGUCUUUUAGCCAUCUUCUUAUGCUAGACAUAUGGAUUAUUAGACAUGUGGAUUAUGAAGGAGCUUCAGUUUUCAUGGGUCAGUUCUAUUACUUCUUUGUAUCUUUAGCAAAAGUUUUGAAGGGAGAAGAUACCACUUCUGUUGAGUAACAUGAGACUAGGGAUUAUCUGUGGACUAGAUUUUGUUGUCAUCUUAGAUCCUAGUACAUUUCUUCCUAUUAAAUACUACUUAAAUUCCUGUGGAUGUAAGACAAUUCACCUUUUCCUACAUUCCUAAGUCACUAUUGUAAUAUUUCCUACAGAAGAGAAUAUAAGACAUUUUUUGCAUCAGAGGUUUGGUUAUUUUUUGAAGGCUUAACCAGUCAAAAUUUAUAUUUAGCCUUUACCAGUGACCAUGUAAUUAUGAAAGGAAGACAGAAAAUUCAAAAAUAGUAUGAAACACUAGGAAGUUGCUUUUUUCUUGCCUAGAGUAUUGAGCAGAGUAAAGCUAUAUAGAACUUUUCUACCAAGUUUUCUUCACUUUUGUUCUUCUUCAUAGAAAUUUUAAAAUCCCAAAGUUCUUUGCAGCAUUCUCUGUCAUACUGAGAGAGAUUAUUGUUAUGUUGCUUCUAUUACGUAUAGAAAUUCUGCUUUUUCCCAUUGCACUCAAAUGAGCCCUGUUGUUUGUAGUUUUGGUAGUAGAAGCAGAGACAACUCUUUAUCUGUGGGAUGACUCCAUCUGCCUCCACUACACUGUAGGGAAGAGUAUCCAUAAGUCUGGUUCAUUUCUGCUGCUUUAACCCCUCAUGCCUUGGGAUCUUCUUUUUUCUGCGUCAGAACAUGAUGCAAAAAGAAACAGGUCGGUGUGGACCUUAGGAUUGGAUGCCUGAAACGGUUAAGAAGUUGUUUAAGUGAGGAAGCCAUAGAAAGUUAGGUUGGAAAAGGAAGGUGGGGGGUAGCUAUGAUUCAUGGAGUAUUUCAUUUUGUAAAUGAAAUUCCUGCCAUACUAGAACUUGAAAGAUAAAAAGAAGAGAAAGUAGAGUGGUUUAUUACUCCCACAGAUCAGAAAUAAAGGUUGAAAGCUAAAUAACUUUAAUAAUAGUCUAACCAAACAUACAGAUGACAAAUUGCCAGGGAAACAUCUGCAUUGAGAAUGCUUUUCUAAUCUUUUGUGAUUGGUAUCCUAGAAGGGGGCCCUCCAGUUUAUCAUAGUCAGAAUCCCAUUUGGGGUAAAUAACAGGAUUGAAUCUACUCUUAAAGAUUAAAGGAGGUGGAGAGGCAUAGAGUCCCAACUCUCUUUUCAGGUCCCCCAAAUCAUUAGAAGAUGCAGUUAAAUCUCUCAUUUUCACCUCUGCUGUCUCGUUAAAGAAGAGUUUCCCUAUGUACAGAAUCCCGUCUCAACUGCAACACAGGGGAUUAGAAUUAAAGGCAAAGUCCCUGGUGGCUCAGACGGUAAAGCGUCUGCCUGCAAUGCGGGAGACCUGGGUUGGAUUCCUGGAUCAGGGAAGAUACCCUGGAGAAGGAAAUGGCAAUCCACUCCAGCACUCUUGCCUGGAAAAUCCCAUGGACGGAGGAGCCUGAUAGGCUACAGUCCAUGGGGUCACAAAGAGUUGGACACGACUGAGUGACUUCACUUUCACUGUUUACUGAUAUCCAUUCUUCAAUCACUGCCCUCUAGGCAAUGUAUUGCAGGGAUGGGAAGCAAAGAGGCAGCAUUAUCAGAAUUUUAGGAUUGGAUAGGUCCCCAGUCCAACUCCUCUCCCUUCCAGUGUUUGAUUCUUCUGUGCUGUAUCAUUUAGAGAUUCAGAGACCAAGUAGUCUCCCAGCCUGUGAUUAAUUAUCUCCCAGGAUAUAACACAUUAUGUCUUUGGACAUCCCAGAUCUUUGGGUAUUAAUCACUAAUGUAUUCAGUCAAAGUCUGUUUCCCUGUAGCUUUCAAAAGUCUGGGUCCUAAAUGGAGGCAUUCUGAAGAAUUUUCCAUCUCCCACGUUAUAAGCUCUUCACAGAGCUAAAAGUAAGUUGUGCUGGAACGAGUCACAGUUCUUGCCCUCAGAUAACUUGCCAUCUGAUAUCCAGGUCUGUCCCAGUUUUCCCCCUAGUAGGUUAUCCUUCUGCUUUCUUCCUCUAGCUUUUCUUGUUUUAUUGGCUCUUUUUCCUUCUGGCUCCAUUGUCCUUUGGUUAAUUCCCAGUGGUUUAUUCAGUCUUAUGUCCCUACCCAUUGACUCUCCCUCUCUAAAAGAACAUUGUGAAGUUCCUGGAGAUCUCAGCCUCACCAUAGAUCACAAGGCACAAGGGGGUGUUUGUCUGUCUGUUAGAUGAAGGAGUUGGGGCUGGGGUGGGAUAGUUUUUGUGGCUUUGGAAGCUUUUUGUAGCCCAGAACCUGUUGACAAGAUUGUAUUGAUGUUAUUAUAUUUAUACCCUCAUGAAGCAUAUCCCCAGAGGGUGCAUUCUAAGUUUGCUUGCCUUCUCUGGUUUGCAUCCUGUAAUACCCCCACGUGCUUUGAUGUAUUCCACUUUGAUAUGAUACAGUUACAGAAACUUAUAACAUUCUGAUGAUGAUGUAGAGCCCCACCAGAGAAAGUGAUACUAAAAUUUUGAAAUGUUAAUCUCUCUCUUUUAGUUUUGCCUGUCUCCUCAAAGCCAUGAGGUUCUCAGAGGUGUGAAACCUUGUUUCAUCUCUUUGCCAAAGAUACCUCUGUAUCCCAGAUACAUAACAAAUAAUUAAUAUUUGUUCAAUUGAAUUAAAUAGUUCUACAGUAACGGAUAAAGUCUAACUUUUCACUUAGAAUCUCUUGUACUGGGGCACAAAUUUGUACCAAGUGAUCCCCACACAUGCAGUCAGUACAUGCAGGUAGCCCAAACAAUCCCUAUUCAGCCUAGAAGCCUCUCUCCUUCCUGUUAAUCCUGUAGCACAGUCCUUGGUUUAUUCACAGAAUCUACAUAUACUUCUAUGAUGUUGUCAGUCUCUCUUGUUAAUGUCUUAUAAUUUGAUUCAGUUAAAAGUUCUUGUCCAUUUAUCAUGGUAAUAAUCAACUAUUUUCAUUACAGAAUGUCAAUAUUAUCGAGACCAGGGUACUUGUUUAUGUGUGUAAAUUCAUCCCGGGGUGUGAUGUCGUUAAGAGUACCUGUUAUUUGACAUUUUGUUUAUCUAAAAUACAUUUCCAAGAGCAGUUUGGUACAUUUGUCUUGUGUUUUACAUGCUAUAAAAACACCAAAGGUAUCAAACUGUUGAGCUGUCAAGAGUUUUUGUGUAUCAGAUAGGCCAGGGGAUCACAAACUUUUUCUGUAAAGGACCAGAUGACAUUUUAGGCUUUGCAGGCCAUAGCGUCUCGGUCAAAACUGCUCAAUGUUGCCGUUGUAGAGUAAAAACAGCAUUGACAAGAAUAAACCAAGAAACAUGAAUGUGUUCCCAUCAAACUUUACUUGUGGACACUGAAAUCUGAAUUUCUUGUCAUUUGUGUCACUAAAUAUUUUUUCUGUGUUUUUCCUAGCCACUUAAAAACGUAAAACCAUUCUUGGCUCAUAGCUGUACAGAAACAAGCCGAGGGCUGGCUUUGGCUGCGAGCUGUAGUCUGCUGACCCCCCAGCAUAGGUCUACAGAAACAAAACUGAUUAGUUAGACGUUAUGCCUUUGUAUUGUUUCAAAGAGCUGUAGUCACGACCUUAGCAUCUUCAUUCAGUGUUGAAGUAUUUUUGGUCUUGUUUAUGAUUAAAAAUGGAAAACAAAAGAAGAGGCACUCAUUCCUAUUUAUCUGGCAGCCAGGAUACACGUGAACUCUAAGCUAAAAUAUCAUCACUCCCGCAGCACCCCUGCCUCUGGCAGUUUCUAGACUUUUCUCUAUUAACUGUGCCCUUAAUAUAUUCAGUGACAAAUUCAGUUAACCCGUCUGUUCUGUUGGAUUUUUAAGGUUCCCAAAUUCACCUUCUCUUUAGCCAGGUUUUAAAGAUAUCUAGUGAACAUGGUAAGAAGAUGACAUGAUUUUCACUCUGAACUUUUGGUACACCAAAAGUGUAUAAAUUUAAGGUUGGGUGACUAAAGGAGAUAUUUGAAAGGUUUCCCUUUCAAAAGAAAGAGAUUUAUCUGAGAGGAAUUCCUUAAUUCAGGGCCUACUUGGGCAGUAUUUAUCAAAAAGUUAAAAGGAAGUUAUAUCCUUUAGGAGGCAUCUUUGUGCCCUAGUCAACAUGGUUGUUUUCUAAAGGAUUUCUUCAUAUCUGUGACUAGCUUUGGGAGGUGCUCUGUAAUACAUUCCUAAAACUAUGUUCCUUUGAGUCCCCUGGUCCAGGAUCCUUCAGCUAUGACACUCAGUGGAAUAAAUUGUUUAUCCAUUAGCAGUUGAGCAAGAUAUACUUCUCUUUGGGGGAUAUUUUCUUUGAUGUUUUUUCACGUUAUUUGCUCUGUUAUUAUGUAAAUUGAUCAUGAAUAAAUCUUAUUGCAAGUCUGAUUCUGGUUGAUACUAAUCAUUAAAGAAACAGGAGUCAGCGAUACUGCACAUAUAUAGACCCACUACCCAAAAGCGGGGUGAGGAGGAACCUCUGCUUCAGCAGAUCAGCAAGAGAGACUGUCAGCCAGUCUUUGUAGAACAAUUCUCUUGUUUUCCCCAUAUUUUCACUCUUUUCUGUGGCCCAGUAAUUGUCUUACUCUCAGUCCUAAAACAGAGAUAAUUUAUUGACAUGCAUUCAGUUCUGAGAAUAUUAAUGUUUUAAAUCUGCUUUGGAACGAUUUGACUUAUUUAUACCAAGUUUUAAAAAUAACUUUUUUCUAACCCACAUAAUCAGUCACUACAACACAUGUAAUUAUCACAUCUGUUAGAAGCAUUUUUAAUGUGCUGAAUUUGUCUUUUUUUUUAAGAAGCACUCUACAAAUUAGUAGUUAUUAAUACCUCUCUGAUCAUAUUGAGAAACGAAGAUAUGUUGCAGGAAAAAGAGAGAUUUUUUUCCUUUUCUCUCUUUUACUGCAGCAGAUGGACAGGUAUGGACAUAUGGGUGUGAAGGGAGCUUGCUUUUAUAAUUAACAGAAGGCUCACUGCUCAGUCUCUUAUUUAACCAUGGGCAAACCUUACCUCUUAUCUUACUCUCACAGUCCUAGGGUCUAUUGUAUUACGCAGGUGGUUUCUUAAAACCAACAUUACACACUUUGAAGUGGUCUGUUUCCUUGCACAAAGCAUGUACCUUGUGGCCAUGUCAGAGUAAUAUACAAUUUUGUAGUGUUUCUCUACAUUCCUCUUGGGAAUUGAUUGAAAGUGUUAACAUGGAAAGCCAUUUUCAUUGUUAUAGGAUUUUUCAGGAAAAGAAGACACAGCUAAUUAAUAUCUGAUCCUUGUUUUCUGUUGUAUGUAGUUCUGUGGAACCAAGAUGCUGUUUUCUAGAUAUCAGAUCGGAGUAUCAUGUUUUUUUUAAGUGCUUGUUAUUGGCUUUAAUCAUUUUUGGAAUUGGGACUUCUGAGAAAUCCUGCCAAAUAUGUUUGUGUUCCAUACUAAGUGAUCAGAGUUUUUAUGCUGAUUAUAGCUUCUUGCUUUCCAUCUCUUCAACUCAACCCUUCUUAGUAUAAUGAAAUAAAAUUGGCUGACCAAAGGCUUCUGGUCUCCUAGACGUGUGUAGUAUAACCUUUAAUGUACGCUCAAUCACUUUGAUUUCUGUAGCUCUAUUCAGGUUUGAGAGCCCUCAUUUGAUCUGUGGAGUCCUUGCUGGUGAGUGCAGUGUUAAGGCAAAAUUUUCUAUUAUGUAAUAGUUAAAAUUUUGCAUCAGGCACUGAUAUUUUACAGCAAUUUGCUUUUGCAUUCACCUAUUCUGGGGAUAAUCUAAUAACAGCUUUAUUUAGGAAAUGAUAAAAACUAUUUUUGAAGGGUAAUUGUCAUUGGCAAAUUCCAUUUGCUGGCAUUCAUGAAAGGCUGCAUUCGAGUGAUUUUCCUGCAAUAGGCAGUUCUACCAACUGUAAUUUAAUAAAGGCCAGCGUCUUCCUAAAAAAGCUCCUUUAUCCAGAUGUAGUUUUUAUAUGACAGAGAAUAGUAGUGGACCAUGAAAAUGACUCAAAUUUUGUGGAGAAGCUAGCGAGCACCCCAAGGAUGUGUUUCUAGCCAAGGACCACCAGUAGCACACUAGCUUUAUUUAAAAAAAAAAAGUAGGAGAGGAUAUAGACAAGAAAGAAAAUGUAGGAUGAAGAUAAACAUAUUGUAUGAUUAGGAAUGACACCAUAGAGGGGAAAUCCUUGACAAUCCAGUGGUUACGACCCUGCGCUUCACUGUCAGGGGUCCGGGUUCCAUUCCUGUUCGCUGUGUGGUGUGGCCAAAAAAAAAAAACACAACACACUAGAGAGGAAAGAUGGAA
Bubalus bubalis (water buffalo) is the source of this 11785-nucleotide messenger RNA. RefSeq names its product erythrocyte membrane protein band 4.1 (gene EPB41). The transcript is spliced from 18 exons. Gene Ontology annotation, molecular function: structural molecule activity; actin binding. The record is from RefSeq and is a predicted model, not a curated record. Bases 258 to 2732 code for a protein of 824 amino acids. Gene Ontology annotation, cellular component: plasma membrane; cytoskeleton. Lineage: Eukaryota; Metazoa; Chordata; Mammalia; Artiodactyla; Bovidae. Gene Ontology annotation, biological process: cortical actin cytoskeleton organization.